Octodon degus (degu) is the source of this 483-nucleotide messenger RNA. RefSeq names its product deoxyuridine 5'-triphosphate nucleotidohydrolase-like. The record is from RefSeq and is a predicted model, not a curated record. NCBI's taxonomy places the organism in Eukaryota, Metazoa, Chordata, Mammalia, Rodentia, Octodontidae. The transcript has a single exon. The coding region runs from base 1 to 483 and encodes 160 amino acids.
AUGGGGCCCCCGACCCCAGGGCCCACAAAUAUAUGGGGCAAUGGAAGCCAGGCAUGGGGAGCAUGGUCUGGAAUCGUGGCCCUCCCUCAGACCGCCAGGGAGCCGCGGAGAGCCACAUCAGGCUCCGCAGGGCUGGACUUCCAUGCCACCGCCAGACUCGUAUUAACACCAUGGAUGGGGAUCCAACUGGUGGAGACAGAUUUUCAGGGCCCUCUAGCACAGGGAACAGUUGGAUUACUUAUUGGAAGGUCCUCCUCCACUUUAAAAGGAUUACGUGUCCACCCAGGAGUCAUUGAUCCCGACUAUGAAGGCAUUAUUAAAGUCAUGGCCGAGGCGCCUAAAGGAAUUGUCACUAUCUCCCCUGGAGACCGUAUUGCACAGUUGGUAAUUUUACCUAGUCUGCAUGACUGGUUCCCUGCCGUGGCGUGUGAGAGAGGUGACAAGGGUUUUGGAUCUUUGGGCGGCAACAGUGCCAUCCUAUGA